Messenger RNA from Cyphellophora europaea CBS 101466, 1203 nucleotides. RefSeq lists its product as uncharacterized. The transcript has a single exon. NCBI's taxonomy places the organism in Eukaryota, Fungi, Ascomycota, Eurotiomycetes, Chaetothyriales, Cyphellophoraceae. The record is from RefSeq and is a predicted model, not a curated record. The coding region runs from base 1 to 1203 and encodes 400 amino acids.
AUGCUCACGCGCGUCUAUGAUGCCGUGGUCGCUGGUGGCGGCGCCGCCGGAAUCGCAACAGUCGGUGCUCUCCUGCACUUCAAACCUCAGCUCAAUGUAGCCUGGGUAGACCCCGAUUUCAGGGGUGGACGCAUUUCGAAGAAAUAUCGAGAUGUCAGCUCGAAUACCAAAGUGCGGCUCUUUGCCGACUAUGCCAACGCCCUUGAGCCCUUUCAACAGAUUAUUCGGUCCACGCCUAAACCAAAUGCUAUGACAGUCAUGGCGGAGCUUGACCAGAAUCGCGGCUGCCAGCUUCACUAUGCCGCGGAUAUGUUGCAGAUGCUUACUGGCGGGUUGUGGAAGAUGACGAACGUGGAUGCCUACUUUGGCCGACUAUCAAGUGUCAACAGGCCUGACUCGCUCUGGUCCGCACGUUUGAAUCUCAACAGCGGCGCAAUUUCAUCAUCCAAUUCAGCAGCAGCAAUCGGUACCUCGACUAUUGGCGCGCUGAGAGCACAUCGCCUGAUAGUGUGCACCGGGUCUUCACCAACGACUCUUGCCCUUCCCACGACCAAACCUGAGACUCUGGAUCUCGACGACUGUCUAGAUCGCCAGGCACUUCGAGACCUCCUUCCAACUGACAAAGACAUCACGAUUGGAAUUAUCGGCACUUCCCAUUCCGCCAUCGUGCUGAUCAUGAAUCUGUAUGAGCUCGCCACAUCCACGCACCCGCGGCUGAAGAUGCGAUGGUUCGUCCGCAGCGAGCUCACCUACGCGCAAGAGAUGGACGGGUGGAUCCUGAGAGACAACACCGGUCUCAAAGGAGCUUCAGCGGAUUUCGCUCGCGAGCAUCUCGAGGAAAACAGUCUGAAAGAUUCUCCCGUGCGACCCUACCUGGCGAAGGUUGACUGUCCGGAUGCAGCAGACCCCAAGAUGAAGCCCGAGCUCGAGAAAUGCACACAUAUCGUACAGGCUAUCGGGUUUUCACGCUCAGACACGAUGCCCAAGGUCAGUGUGGAUGGUAAAGAAGUGCAGGGCCUAGGCUGGAAUCCAGAAACGGGUGCAUUGACCGAUGGGAAGGGUGCGGGACUUCCUCAAGCGUUUGGUGCUGGCAUUGCAUUUCCGGAAAGAGUAAAGGGCCCGCAUGGGAAUGUAGAGCAUGCAGUUGGGAUGUGGAAGUUCAUGCGGUACCUGAAGAGGACGGUGCCAACGUGGGUGGAGUAA